Messenger RNA from Struthio camelus australis, 1271 nucleotides. The record is from RefSeq and is a predicted model, not a curated record. NCBI's taxonomy places the organism in Eukaryota, Metazoa, Chordata, Aves, Struthioniformes, Struthionidae.
UCAGGGCCACAUGGGGUGGGGAGCAAAGCCCUGCGGGGGUGACGCGGCCUCUCUGUUCCCGCAGGAGUCAGGCGAUGAUGAGUACAAGGGUGAUCAGUCAGAGAGCGAUGAUGAGGUGGACUCGGACUUCGACAUCGAUGAGGGCGAGGAGCCGACCAGUGACCAGGACGAGAGCGAGCCCAAGCGGCGGUGCCGCGUCGUCACCAAGGCCUACAGGGAGCCCAUCAAGAGCCUGCGACCCAAGAAGCCGGACACUCCCAGCAGUAGCUCCCAAAAGGCCCGAGAGGUGAAAUCCACCCCCUUGGAGCUCCAGGAUGAAGUGGGAGACAGUGAAUGUCGGAAGCACAUGCGGCAGUCAACGACAGAACACACGCGCCAGACCUUCCUCCGCAUCCAGGAGCGGCAGGUGCAGUCCAAGCGCAAGAAGGGUGGCCCCAACUAUGACCGCCCGCUGACGCAGGAGGAGUUGCUGGAGGAGGCCAAGAUCACAGAGGAGAUCAACCUCCGUUCCCUGGAGAAUUAUGAGCGCCUGGAGGCCGACAAGAAGAAGCAGGUUCAGAAGAAGCGGAAAUGCGUGGGGCCUGUCAUCCGCUACUGCUCCGUCACCAUGCCCCUCAUCACAGAGUUGGGCAAGGAGGAGAAUGUGGAUGUAGAGGGGUUGGAUCAAGACCUGCAGCAGGCAGAAGCAGUGCCAGCUGUGGCUCCGUCCUCUGCUGGGAAGUGUUCCCGUACCUUCAUCACCUUCAGCGACGAUGAGACCUUUGAGCACUUCUUCCCCAAGGCGAAGCAGCCCCGGCUGCCUGUGCGUGAGAUCUGCCCUGUCACCCACAAGCCGGCCGUCUACCGCGACCCCAUCACCGACAUUCCCUACUCCAACAUCCGUGCCUUCAAAAUCAUCCGCGAGGCCUACAAGAAAUACAUCACAGCGCAUGGGCUGCCCAGCGCUGCUGCCUCUGCUGCCCUGGGGACUGGUUCCCCUGGCCCUGACCCCAAUGUGCGUGCUACCCGCCAGAAGAUCAUCAUCAAGCAGAGCGUCCCGGCAACCUGAGUGCCAGUGCGGGGCUGGCAGGGCUCACAGCCAUGUUUGGGUGGCUCUGAGUUGAGGCCUCUCCUCUCUGUGUUUUGACUCCUGGGUGAUGGUUCAUUGUUCUAUUUAUCUACUUUAUACUGUUUUUUAUAUUAAAAAGAAAUAAAUCCUAGGAGCAGCUGUAUAAUAAAGCCAGUAUCUGCUGACUGUCUUUUCUGCCAGUAAGCAAGCAGCGUCUGCAAUG